AUCAUGUAGUAACUAAUGCGUUUCCUGGUAAAUUACAUUUUUCCUCGUACUGCACGAGUCUUACAGACUCCUCCCCUGGCUGUGAAACACCAGCUCCUGUACUCCGCCUACUGCGGCCACCACUCCUUUCCACCAGCUGUGUAUAUAAGGUUGGAUCCUGGCCUUCAUAUCCCAAACUUCACUCUUGACCAGGGUACAGCCUACUCUUCAAUUAUUGACAUGAAGACAGCACUGAUGUGGUUGACCGUGUGUGCCUUAAUUGGUGUGGCCAUGGCCCUGCCUGCUCCCCUGGCCCUGCCUGAUGCCCUGGCCCUGCCUGAUGCCCUGGCCCUGCCUGCUCCCUUGGCCCUGCCUGCUCCCCUGGCCCUGCCUGAUGCCCUGGCCCAACCGUAUCCUGAAGCAGAUCCCGACGCCUCACAUCGUGGAGGAUACAAAGGAGGAUUCGAUGGCAGUUUCGGAGGAGGCUUCGGGAGAGGAGGAGGAGGAGGAGGAGGAAGAUUUAGUGGAGGAGGAGGAGGAUUCGGAGGAGGAAGAUUUAGUGAAGGAGGAUUUGGACAUGGAGGAAGAUUCAGUGGUGGUGGUGGUUACUCUGGCUAAGCACCACUAGGAUACAAACAUGGACUGAUAACACUUCUAACUUCAUUAAGUUUCACUCUCCUCUGUGCAGGUUACAGGUGUAUUAUACUCCAGCGUCACUCAAAAAUUCUGUCCCUUUAAGGAAGAUUUCUAUGUACUUAUCGACAAUUUUGGCGAGGCGGUAAUGGUUUAAUGUUUACCUCAGGAUUUAUUUGAUGAUAUGUGUAAGUAGCGAAGAAUAAAUAAAAUGUAAAUAUAA
This is a messenger RNA of Cherax quadricarinatus, 835 nucleotides long. RefSeq lists its product as uncharacterized. The record is from RefSeq and is a predicted model, not a curated record. Lineage: Eukaryota; Metazoa; Arthropoda; Malacostraca; Decapoda; Parastacidae.